GCUGCCCCGUCGCUAUCAGCUGUGAGGAGAUCGCGGCGUCUCCGGAAGCCACGCCAUGGAUCUAGUGAGCUUUGAGGACGUGGCUGUGCACUUCACUCAGGAAGAGUGGGCUUUGCUGGAUCCUUCCCAAAAGAGUCUGUACAGAGAUGUGAUGCAGGAAACCUUCAGGAACUUCGCUGCGAUAGGAUAUAUAUGGGAAGAACAGAAUAUUGAAGAUGAAUGCAAAAAUUUUGGAAGAUAUCAAAGGUACAUCAGAUCUCACUCUGAAUACACUCCAUAUGAGCAUGAGGAAUAUGGAAACACACCAUAUGAUUCCAGUUCUCUCACAAGUAUUCAAGGAUACAUGGGUGCUCACACUGUGAAUGAACCUUGUCAAUGUGAGGUAUGUUUAAAAUCCUUUGGUUUUUCAAGUACACUUGGAAUAUAUCACCAAACUCACAGUGGAGAAAACUUCUAUGACUACAAGGAAUGUGGAAAGGCUUCUGUUUAUCAUAGUUCACUUUAUACACAUGGAGGAACUCACACUGUAAGAAAAUGUUACGAAUGUAACCAGUGUGGGAAAGUUCUGAGUUCUUCCAGUUCCCUUCAAAGGCAUGAGAGAAUUCACACAGGAGAAAGACCCUAUAAAUGUAACCAGUGUGGGAAAGCUCUGAGUUCUUCUACUUCACUUCAAAGACAUGAGAGAAUUCACACAGGAGAAAGACCUUAUAAAUGUAACCAGUGUGGGAAAGCCUUUAGAUGUCACAGUGCCCUUCAGUUACAUGAAAGAAUUCAUACUGGUGAAAAACCCUAUGAGUGUCAGCAGUGUGGGAAAGCCUUUACAUGUCACAGUUACCUUCGAUUACAUGAAAGGACUCACACCGGAGAGAAACCCUAUGAAUGUAAACAGUGUGGGAAAGCCUUCAGAUGUCAAACUUCCUAUCAUAGACAUAAAAUUAUUCAUGGUGGAGAAACAUUCUAUGAAUGUAAACAAUGUAGUAGGCUCUUCAUUUACCCUUCUUUACUUCAAAUGCAUGAAAGAACUCACACUAGUGAAAGACCAUAUAAAUGUAAGCAGUGUGGUAAGUCAUUCCUUUAUCCCUCUUUACUUCAAAUGCAUGAAAGAACUCAUACUGGUGAAAAGCCCUAUGAAUGUAAACAAUGUGGUACAGCCUUUAGACAUCACUCUUCCCUUCGACUACAUGAAAGAACUCAUACAGGAGAAAAGCCCUAUGAAUGUCAACAGUGUGGUAAAGCCUUUACUCGUCAUACUUCCCUUCGAUUACAUGAAAUAACUCAUACUGGAGAGAAACCUUAUAAAUGUAAAGAAUGUGGUAAAGCCUUUAGACAUCAUUCUUCCCUUCGAUUGCAUGGAAGAAUUCAUAGUGGAGAGAAACCCUAUGAAUGUAAACAAUGUGAUAAAGCCUUUAUACGUUACAGUUACCUCCGAUUACAUGAAAGAACACACACAGGAGAAAAACCUUAUGAAUGCAAACAAUGUGGGAAAGCCUUCAGCCGUCACAGUUCCUUUCAGAGACAUAAAUCUAUUCAUGCUGUGGAAAACCCCUUUGAAUGUCAGCAGUAUCUAAUUCCUUUAUCCAUGUUUCCUCCAAAUACAUCAGGCAACUCAUAUUGGUGAAAAACACUAUCAAUGUGAACAAUGUUUAUCCUUGUUCACAUGUAAGAACUGACGAUGUCAUGUGAUAGGUCUUGUCCAUAUGAAUGAUAUGGUUUAGACUUCAAAUUCUUGAAGGAAUUCAUGCUGGGCAGUUUCUACAAGUGUAAGCAAUGUGUGCUAAGUUCUUUGCUGGUCACUCUUCUUUCACAGAAACCAGUUAAUUCAUGCUGGGGAAAUGUCUUAUGAAUGUAAACAAUGUAGUCAGUCUUUUAUUCCUAUUUGCUUCAAGCAAAUGAAAGAAUUUACAGUGCAAAAUGUUGUGUCAGCAGUGUGCUGGAGCCUUCAGGGGAUGAUGCAGGCUCUUUUGGUAACAUGAAAGACAUUUUACUGGAGGAAAAACCCAUGAUGUUUAGAUGCUAUUGCUUCCAUAGAUUCUGUGAAUGGACUACUGCAAACAGUUCUGUGAGUGGAAACAAAGUUGUGACACCUUCAAGUUCACAGUCCCUUUCAAAGAUGUAUAAUGAUUGAUGAUGGGACAAAGCCUUAUUAUACAUGUAAAGAAUGUGGUAAGUUUUUGGAUGCCAGGAAAUGGAUAUAUGUUUUUAAUCAGUAGUGUAGGCUCCCUGUAAGUUGCCAGUGCUCAGUAAGUCUAAUUACAUUCAGUGUCUCCCCAGGCUGCACUUGGGUGGAAUCAUUUCUUUCCUUCUAUCCUCAGCGCCCUAUCUGGGGUGAAUAGACACUUGUUCAACAUGUGGUCAGGAAAUGUUCACAUAACACUUGGUGUCCAAAUGUGGGAAACAACAGAACCAAAGACGAGUUUGAGGAGAGCACUUGCCUUGUCUCUGCUGUGGGUGAUGAGAUAUGCCACUGAAAGGAAGCUUUCUGUGGGUGGACCAUCUGCGGUGUUAAUUCUGAAACGGCAGUACUUCCAGUAUGCCAUGGAAGAGUGUGCCUUGUUGUGCAGUUCCAGUUGUAUUGUCUGUGCCAUGCAACUCUUACAUAGUAUCAAGUGGCCCACUUCUGUGACAAAUGAACCCACUCCCCUUGUAUAGGUGGAACAAGAUUAAGUAGGCAGUCAGGUGCACAGCCCGUGCUUUGGCUAUUAAGACAUGCAAAUAAGGCUUAGCUGCCUACUAGCAUUAACUUGUCCCUCUAGUGGAGGAGUUACUUUGAGGAAAAAACAUGCAGAUCCUGUCCACUGUAUUGGCUUCCAAAUUGGCAGGAGGACUAGGGAAGGAUUAUGGGAGGGAGGAUGGGAAUGAAUGAGCUGCAGUUGCUGGCUUCCAGUUUCUUACAACUGGAGAUGGCAUAAGGGGAACAAAUUAAAGUCAUAUCUUCUAAGUAGUCCCUCUGGGAUCCUAAAAGUUGAAGCCUCUGUAAAGCCUUGAACAGUAAGGAUGCUUCAUUCAAAGGGAGUGAAGGAGUGAUAAUGUUCCCCUUAGGCCUAACCUUUAAUACAGAAGAAUAGGAAAUUGGUAGUACAGCAUGUGAGUAGAGGUCUAAAUAGUAGCCCAGUAGAGGAAGUUGUGAUAGUCAGUAAAUAUUCUGUCUUUGGGAGGCUGUAGAACUUGAGGGAAAAGAAACAUCAAUGAAGGAAGAUCUGAUAAAGUAGUGCAGCUGAGAAGUCUACACUUUCCCUGGAGUCAUUUCCCCAGGAUGAGGUGGGGAAAGGAUGCUUGUGUGUCACUUGUUUGUUCAGUCUAGGGCCCUCUCAGCAGCCAGGGAUGUACGUCCACCGAAGAGGCAGCAAUGUGCUACAGCUUGAGCCCAGAGGCUGUAAGACCCAGGGAGUCCAUGGGGAUACAGCAGGUGAGCAUGUCUGGGUUUCCCUGUGGCCCCCUAUACCAAUUAGAGAACAAGAGCCAGCUCCUUCUCCACCAAGGCUGCACUCAAGGUGAGGGUGCAGAUGGCUCAAUAAGAAUGACUAGUUGGUACAGGGUAGGGUUCGACCUCCCAUCUACACCACUGUAUCCAAUAUUGGUUUUGAUUUACUUUUUGUUUUCUUGAGGCAAGUUCUUAGGUAGCCCAUGCUGGUCUCAAAUUCACUAUAUAGUCGAGGAUGAUCUUGGAAUUCCUGAUCCUCUUACCUCCUGAUGCCUCCUCUUACCAAAUACUGGGGUUGCAUGUUUGAGUCACCCCAUCUCUUUUCCUUUGCUUCGAGACAAAUCCAGGCUUCAUGUAUGCACUCUCAGCUUUGCUAUGUCCUCAGGUUAGCAUUGAGGAAACACUUGGUACAAAUGAUAGAUCCUCAUACUGUUGGGUCUUCUUAAUUUAUUGCCUUCUAGUUCCUGAGUUCAGCUGGCACUUGUUAGGGAUUGUGGCUUCAGUGAUCCUGAGAUCCCUGUGUAAAAAGGUGUCACUUCACCACUGACAUAACGACAACCUCUGUGUGUUCCACAGAGUUAGAAAAGCAUCCGUGUGAGAUGGAAGAGUGACUACCAGAAGGGAGGUACACAUGUGCACAGAGCAGGCACAUGGGAAAUUCUUGGGACAUUAUAGUUGGGUGAGACACAGGUGAGCCAAAACAAGGUGAAUGAGGGGAAACCUUUAUAGCGAGUGGCUAACAUUAAACAUUAAAAGAAUAGUUGAGAACCUUGAAUGAAGGCACCCUGUGCAUGCGGGCAAACAUAGGCUCUUUAGUGAAGAUGCAGUGUCAGGGGUGGGCUACUUUUCCAGGAGGUGUUGGCCAUAGAUACCCCGGAAGUCCCCAGAUGGUGUUGGCUAUUGCCAGUGCUAUUAGUUGUCUCUAGCACUAGUGUUAAAGAGUGUUCCUGAAGACACCACAUGCUUUGGUUGCUGAAUGUGGAAAAAAAUGAACUGCAACAGCUGGAAGCUUCCUCUUUGCUGGCCAACAUUCAUAGGACCUGUAGGUGCAGGCUACUGUGCAGCACUGCUCAGCUCUGGACCUGUGUGUUACUAAAUUGUCAAGCAAGAUGUGCCUGCUAGGGCUGGUGAGAUGGUCCAGCUGGCGAAGGUGCUUGUUGCCAAGGCUGUCAACUUGAGUUAGCUCUCAGAACCCAUGUGAUGGAAAGAAAAAUAAACCCUUCAAGUUGUCUUCUGAUUUCUUCAUUCAUGCUAUGGCAUGCAUCUUCCCUGAACAAUAGAGAAAUAAAUGUAAUAUAGUCUCUAGGACUUAAUGAGAGUGACCGACUGCUUUCUGGUUGGGUAGGUUUGUGCUGCAGGGGUCAAUUCACAUCUCUUGGAACCUAUCCACAGCCUAUGGCUUGACAGUCAUAGGGUAAUGCUAUUGGCAUUUUGCUAAAUGGGUAUAUUUCUGUGAAAUGACUGUUUCAAGUUCUAUGUUUAUGCCUGUGGAGUACUGUUCCACUCAUUUUUUAAAAAGAAAAAUUCCUUUUUGCUUUGGCAGUAGUUACUGAUGAGACUUAUUACUUCCUCCUAGGCUUGGCAAAUUUCUAGAAAAGGGAGCACCAGAGGAAGGGGUGACAUGUUUUGGAAUGCUGUCCUUUGAGCAUGCCAUUGCCAGUGUUGAAAUUCCAGUACCUAUGAAGACCUGUAGGGGGCCUGCACAAGAUUGAGGCCUUUUGUAUUUAUGCAGAGGGAUGGGCAUGGAGCCCUGGCACCUUCCCUGAUGAUUUACAGGCAGUUAAUAUUCAUUGCAGGCAGGGAUCAAGAGACCUUAGCUUCUCCCUGAGUAUAUGUUUUUGUUUUGAUAUUUCAAGACAGGGUUUCUUUGAGUAGUCCUGGUUGUCCUGUAAUUUACUAUAUAGAGCAAGCCAGUUUUGAACUCACAGAGAUCUGCCUCCCAAGUGCUGAGAUUAAAGGUGCCACUAUGCCCAGCAUACCUCUGAAUAUUUUUUGUUGUUUUUCGAGACAGGUUUCUCUGUGUAGCCCUAGCUGUCCUGGAACUCACUCUAUAGACCAGGCUGGCAUUGAACUCACACAGAUCUUCCUGCUUCUGCCUCCCAAGUGCUGGGAUUAAAAGCAAGCACCACCACGGACCAGCCCAUCCCUGCAUAUUUUUAGGCAGUUAAUGGUACUUAGACAGGACAGUCUCACAAGACCUCCCACCUCCUUUGGAUAUGAAAGCAGAUAAUUGUUGUUGGUAAAGGGAAAAACUCUUUCUUCAGUGGAAUGCCUACUCAGAAGUUUCCCAUGUUCCUGCCACUAACCCUUUAAAGACCCAUGUUUAUGUAAGUAACCCUAAUUAAAAUAAUUGGUUCAUCAA
This is a messenger RNA of Phodopus roborovskii (desert hamster), 5783 nucleotides long. Its product is annotated as zinc finger protein 709. Gene Ontology annotation, biological process: regulation of transcription by RNA polymerase II. Gene Ontology annotation, molecular function: RNA polymerase II transcription regulatory region sequence-specific DNA binding; DNA-binding transcription factor activity, RNA polymerase II-specific. The record is from RefSeq and is a predicted model, not a curated record. The coding region runs from base 56 to 1618 and encodes 520 amino acids. NCBI's taxonomy places the organism in Eukaryota, Metazoa, Chordata, Mammalia, Rodentia, Cricetidae. Gene Ontology annotation, cellular component: nucleus. The transcript has 4 exons.